GUGACGGACGGUGACUUUAUACGCCCUAUUCGCCAUGCUGUUCUUUGCUACCGCGCUGUUGCUUAUCAUGGAGGUGUACACGCUCACAUGCUAUCACUGCACGGACUGUAAGCCAGAUAAAUCCAAGGUGGCAGGAAUGUGCGGAGCAUGUUUAACCGAUUUUGACUACGUGAACAACAAACUGGUCAAGGUUUCUCGAGUCUGUGCUGGCGGGUGCAUCGCAUACGACACACGUCCCGGUGGGACCGGACAACUUCGAACCUGCUGCCAUGAAGAUUUCUGCAAUUGUCGCUCUGAGCCAGGAACCUGAACACGUCAGGAGUAAAUCCUCUGUUCAAUAUUGUCAGACUGCAAAUCAGUGCGCUGUAUUGACUGAUUUUUUCCAAAAUUCUGACCCUAUAUGUCUCCCUAAUGGAGUUACAUAUUUUCUCCCUUAUUUUGCAGCAAAAUAGCACAUAAUCAUGUAAACAUGUUUGUAAUAUAAGAACAUCUGC
Dicrocoelium dendriticum is the source of this 494-nucleotide messenger RNA. Lineage: Eukaryota; Metazoa; Platyhelminthes; Trematoda; Plagiorchiida; Dicrocoeliidae. The record is from the annotation of a GenBank genome assembly.